Molecule: messenger RNA, 2826 nt
Organism: Metarhizium album ARSEF 1941
Lineage: Eukaryota; Fungi; Ascomycota; Sordariomycetes; Hypocreales; Clavicipitaceae
Product: Dynamin family protein
Exons: 3
Coding region: 1-2826 (941 amino acids)
Cellular component (GO): membrane; microtubule; cytoplasm
Molecular function (GO): GTPase activity; GTP binding; microtubule binding
Source: RefSeq, a predicted model, not a curated record
AUGCGAACUCCAGCUUUGCGUCGCCAGCGUGGAGGAACUGGAGCCGAACCUAUCAAGCCGGACCCAGAUGCUUCCAUCCAUGGCCAGGAAGUGACGACUGUUGUUACGAGCUACGACGGAGCGCCAACGCUGAGUCCCGUAGACAGGCCUUCUCGUCAGGGCAGAUCAAAUGCUCCAGCGCCUAGUGAGCGUAGCAUAGAAUCUGGCCCACUCUUCAGAGAAAUCAGAACUCGUCCCAUUGUCAAUCGCAUGUCCUUGGAAAGCCCAACCAGCAACCAUGACGACAGUUUCUUUCAUACAUCGUUCCAAGAUAUUGGCAAGAAGCUCAAGGCAUGCAAUGACACCCUUGGCGAGCUACAGCAGCUGGGCGUGUCUCAUGAUGUCCAGUUGCCAGAACUGGUCCUUGUUGGUGACCAGUCGGCUGGGAAAUCCAGUCUCAUGUCCGGCCUUGCUAAUCUGGAUCUGCCCAGAAGCGAGGGCACUUGCACACGAUGCCCUCUUCACAUUCGAGUUUCCCGCAAUAGCGACUGGUCCUGCCGUGUUUGGCUCCGCAAAGAAUACUCGUUCCAGCCGCCUACUGAUCGACCUAUUGCUGAGUCGGAUGUGACGGAUGAAGACCCCUUUUUCCCAUGGCGCAAGCAACCUGUCUCGGCGGUGCACGAGUUCAAGACGAUGCAGGAUAAGAGUCAGAUUGAAGAGGUGUUGAGAUGGGCCCAGAUUGCUAUACUGAAUGACGACAAGCACCAUGCUCUGUUCAUCCCAGGCUCUGGUGGCAUUGCAGUCAACGCUCCAAUUGAGGACGCCGCGGCAGGGACUGUUGCCAAAUUCUCGCCUAACGUGGUGGCUUUAGAGAUCAAAGGCCCUGAUUUGCCUGACUUGUCCUUUUAUGACAUGCCAGGUAUCUUUCAAAACCCGGCGGAUGCAAAAGACGAUUACUUGGUAAGCGUGGUGCGCAACCUGUCCAAAGCUUAUAUUCAGCACCCCUCCGCCAUCAUCAUUUGCUCCAUGCCCAUGAAUAGUGACGCCGAGAAUUCGUCUACUUUUGGUCUCACUCGGAGAUUGGGUGCAACCUCGCGAACUAUUGGUGUUCUUACUAAAGCUGAUCUGCUUCCCGAAGCAGGAAACCAUGACCAGUGGUUGGCUAUCAUGAAAGGUUGCACUCAUCACACGGGUUUGGGAUAUUUUAUUACAUCGCGCCCUCAAGGCAAGGACUUGGAUGAGCUGAAAAAGUGGGAAGAAGUGGUAUUCGAAUCCCAUUCUGUUGGAAACUGGCCAUCUGAGUUUCAUGAAUUCUCCGAGCGAUGUGGAGUUGAAAAGCUUAAAUCGUUCCUCUCUGAACGUUUGGGCGAGGAAUUUGCCAAGAGUCUCCCCAACAUCAAGCAUAAAGUCAAGCACCACCUGGACAAGAUCACGAAGCAGCUCGCGAACCUUCCAGAACUUCCGCACAACGUUGAGCUGGAGAUUCAGACGGGGCUAAUGACAUUUGCCGACUCUGCGCGGCUCGAGCUGGAUAGGUUUAACAAGCACUUCAGCGCUCUGCCGUGCAAUUUUCGUGACUGUUUACUAGAAAUCAAACCUAGGUUCACUCUCAAAGACAAGUCUGAUUUUCCUGUCCUCGAGAUAUCAGACGAUGAAUCGGACGCAGCAUCUUUUACAGCAACUACUCCAACCGCCAAAAGGCACGCGGCGCCUGCCACCACAACUCCUUCCAAGCGGCCUCGUCUGGAUUCUGCCUUGCAUGGGACCUCUUUCAACGGCCGCAUAAAGCCCGAGGAACAACAGAUUGGGCUUCCUGUACGCGGGACAAUGCCCCCCCGCGCGACUCCUGCGAAAAAACCAUUUCUUGCCGAACCGUUUGCUGAGUUUACCCAUAUUGGCCGUGGCUUCCGUACGCUUCGUCAAGUUCGUGACGAGAUUGACGCAAAGACCAAGGCUGGCAUGCCUGAUCACAUACCUGCUGAAGUGUACCGGGACCUUGUAGCUGAAGCAGUACGACCAUGGAAUAAGCCUAUGGAUGCCUUCAUUAAGCAGACAAUGCGAGAACUACAGUCAGUCUUGGAAUGUGCCCUUAACAAAGCGUUAGAGGGACUUAAGAAGAGAUUUAUUUAUCCGGAGGCUAAAAGACACCUGCGAAACUUUCUCGAAGAACACCGCAAGGAAACGGAGCACCAUCUCGUCCUCCGCUACAGCGAAGAAAAAGAAUGCCUGCUCACUUUUAACGACGCUGCGUUUAAGAAAUUUAGGGAGGACGAACACGUGGAGCUUGUUCGUUUUCGACACUUCCAGAGACUCAAGGCGGUUGGCCCAGACCCCGGGACUUACAUCCCCGGUGACAAACUUCCUGAAGACAAGCGAGCACAAGACGCCAAAAAACGAGAUCAAGAGAUGCUGAGGCUUGGCAAGGAUCCGUUUGAGCGGGAGUUGGAGGUAAUAGCAUACGUUAGGGGGUAUUAUCGCCUCGCGGCCUUGCGCUUUACUGAUGCCGUGUCUCAGCGCAUUAUGUGCAGCAUGAUUCCAGCUAUUCGACGCCAACUGCCGUACUGCUUGCAGGGCAAGCUAGGUAUUAGAGGUCCCGACGCAGCCAGUGUCUAUGAGAGGCUGAUGGAAGAAGACGAGACCACGGCUGGUAGGCGGGAGACGUUGAAGAGUGAGAAGGAUAAGUUUGUGAGAGCACUAGCCAGUAUCGAACUGCUCGAAAAUGGUGCAGCGGCCGCCGGCCCAAGCAAGUCAAUGUCUAGCAUGGCAAGUGGUAGCCAGACUGAGACGUCAGCGCAGAUGGUGGAGCCUUUGGAGUUGGACAGCCGCACUGAGGAAGAUGAGGUGUAG